AUGGCUCAGGAUUUCCACAUGGAAGACGGUCUGGAUGACCAGCAAACUACUAGUGAAGAAGAGAGGCGACGUUAUUCAAGAAUUGGAACGGUCUCCAGUACUCCUAGUGAGCCAACAGGGAAGAACAUCCCUCAAAAGCGAUGUUCUUCAGCCGAUACUACCUCGUUCCCCCAAUCAACACGAACAUUAAGGCCGCAUAGUAGCGAUAGACAAAAUGGCUCUGGCCCAGACGCCGUAGCAGAAGCUAUGAAGCCUCUGACUGAUGAAGAACGUCGGAACUGGAAGGGCUGGGUUGAGCUUGAGUCAGAUCCUGCACUGUUCAAUUUCAUAUUACGAGAGAAUGGGGUUGAGGAUGCCAGAGUCCAGGAGGUUAUUAGUCUAGACACCGAAAUGCUGGCUGAGCUCCCGCAGCCAAUAUAUGGCUUCAUUUUUCUCUUUAGAUACCGCGAUGAGGAUGAUGAAAUAGAGGUAGAAGACCCUCCCAAAUGUCCAAGGCAUGUAUGGUUUGCAAAUCAAACUACCAGCAAUGCCUGUGCUACGGUUGCUCUUCUCAAUAUCGUCAUGAAUGUGUCAGAGAUCAAUCUUGGCGAAGCUCUAGCCUCCUUCAAACAGACUACACAGGGUUUGAAGCCUGCCUAUCGUGGUCAGCGCCUCAGCCAAAAUGACUCCAUUAGGUACAUUCACAAUUCGUUUGCGAGGAGAAUGGAUAUGAUCAAUGCCGACUUGGGACUUCAGAACGAUUUCGAAAAGUGGGAGAAAUCAAAGAAGAAUCCCAAGCGCAAGAAGGUCACAAACAGCAAUCGUAAAAAGAAGAAAGAUGAGGAAGAAUCUGGUUUCCAUUUCAUUGCAUACGUACCUAUCAACGGCUCGGUCUGGAGACUGGAUGGGCUUCAAAGGCACCCAGUCAACCUAGGGGCAAGCGGCGAUGAUUGGAUCGCAGUUGCCCGCGCCCAUAUCAACGAACGACUGCAUCAGAACGACCAAGAUGACAUUCAGUUCAGUCUCCUCUCACUUUGCAAGAACCCUCUACAGUCAACUCGUCAACGGGUGGCAGAAAACAUGAAAUUAAUUAUGUCUAUUGAACAGAGCCUCGACAACAUGAAGCCAGAUUGGAAAGCAUUCACGCCAGGUGACGAAGUCCCAAAGCUGAAUGAAUUACACGAAAUUUUCAGAUUGUCCCAAGAACUUAUCGACAAGGCCAAACCGCCAGCGUCUGCGUUGGAGCGAGUUCAGCUGGCAAGCAUGGACCCAAGUUCUCUGAUAAAACUACAUGAAGAAUUGUUGAGGGACCAGAUGGCGCUUCGGGGUAAAUAUAUGGUGGAAGAGGUCUCCAUUGGACAGGAGAAUGAGCAGGCAGCCAAGCAAAAGCAGGAUCAUAGCCCCCGGAUUUACAGCUCAAUGAAGGCUAUUGCUGAAGCUGGGGUGAUGAAGGAGAUUGUACAGGACAUCAGAGAAAGGAAGGAUACGAAGUAG
This is a messenger RNA of Lachnellula hyalina, 1473 nucleotides long. RefSeq names its product Ubiquitin carboxyl-terminal hydrolase isozyme L5 (gene Uchl5). NCBI's taxonomy places the organism in Eukaryota, Fungi, Ascomycota, Leotiomycetes, Helotiales, Lachnaceae. Gene Ontology annotation, molecular function: cysteine-type deubiquitinase activity. The coding region runs from base 1 to 1473 and encodes 490 amino acids. Gene Ontology annotation, cellular component: cytoplasm. Gene Ontology annotation, biological process: ubiquitin-dependent protein catabolic process; protein deubiquitination. The record is from RefSeq and is a predicted model, not a curated record. The transcript is spliced from 6 exons.